AAUCCAUCGGCCCCAUCCUCAAUUGCCCCAAGUCAGCAUGUAGGCUAGCACGCUGUCCUCAUCCACACGCAGUCUUUAUUUCAUUACUCUCUUCUUCCGGUCAUUACAACCAAACUCCCUUUCUCUCAAUACGAUGGAUGGUUCUGACUCAGCAACUGCCCCUUCACCGGCACAGCAGACAGGGCUUGACGGCAAGAGUCGGGAGGGAAUGAUUGCCGAGUCUCUCCAGAUGAACCAAGAGGUUCAGGGUCUAUAUCCGCAAGUUGAUUUCAAAGAAGAAGUCAUAGAACCUACAAUCAACCUGACCUUCGACAUUCAGGAACACGUCGAUGAGGCCAACCAGAGAAGAUACAACACCCUCAUAGCCGAGAUGCUCGAACGUACUUCGGAACCGGACCUUGCCGAGAGGCUUCUUUGGGAAGCAAGAGAGUGCCUUGCCAACUACCCUGAUAUCCUGGCUCAGUUCGAUGCCAUAUUCAUCGGUCAGCGAUCUGCUUCGAAUGUCAUUCGGGAGCUGCAUGAGUGCAUGAUGAUCAAGAAGGGUGCGGAGAGAAGGAUGAGCCAGCAAGUCGAUGCUAGUCCACAUGAAAAUGGUCAAUAGGGCUGGUUGACCCAAGCUCAUCAGCUAAAUAGAUAGUCGCCUCACGAAGAUGAGCCUUGAAGUCCUGAAAUCGACCACAAACUUCAAUCCCUUGGUCGUUUGUGAUUGGGGACGCCCUAUAACCUUUAUAGUGUUAUGAGUCGGGGCAUAGAGCAAAAGUUGACACAACCAAACAAAUGAGAGCACAGAACCCUUCACACGAAUUCGUAACAGUAGGGGUGCCCCAAGAUCAAGGGUGCUACUUUGGAG
This is a messenger RNA of Colletotrichum destructivum, 850 nucleotides long. RefSeq lists its product as uncharacterized. The transcript has 2 exons. Bases 134 to 601 code for a protein of 155 amino acids. The record is from RefSeq and is a predicted model, not a curated record. NCBI's taxonomy places the organism in Eukaryota, Fungi, Ascomycota, Sordariomycetes, Glomerellales, Glomerellaceae.